CAACAACAGCAGCAGCAGCAGCAGUCGUCCUCGACAUCAACGUCGUCGUUGACCUUGCAACAACAGCAGCAGCUGGAAGUUGAACAACGCCAGCUGCAGGAACUGGACCGCCUGGAACAACUUGUGCGGGCAAGGGGUAUGGCUUCCAAUGCUUCCACCCCACUGUCAAUUCCAGACACGUCCGCCCAGGGCGCCAGCAACCACAGCACCAACAGCAAUGCCAACAACAUUGCCAACAACAUUGCCAACAGCGGGAGGCCGGGUGGGCUUCGCCCGAGCCCACAACGCGUGAUCGACCAGCACGGCCUCUCCCCAACAGCGGCUCUCGCCCGAGGCGCCAGUAAGGUCAGCAGCAGCAGCAAUUCGAGCCAGGUGCACACGCCAGCCGUUGGCCCAAGCACCCCCGCAUCAACCUCAUCUUUGCCAGCCAACCCCAACGGCUCUGCUCGCCACACCCACACCACACCCGUCUCCCGCGUGAGCAGCAAUACCAGCCUCGCAAACUUGGCCGCAAUCGCAGGCGGGCUCAGUCCAGGAUCAUCGUUUCGGCUCGACAGCCCACAGCAACAGCCACACCCACAACAACACCCACAGCAACAGCACUCCACAUCCGUGCGCGGCCAUCAAAACCAACAACAACUUCCAUACCGCCAUCAGCCCCAAUGGGCAAACACGCGCGCGGCUCGCAUCGCGCAUACAGAUGACAUGCCCCGCUCGCCCCAAGACACGUGCCACGCCCGAGCGGAACAGCCCGCGCCGUCCGCCUCCGCAGCGCUUCUUGAGGCGUUCAGGGGACAGCUCGGUGGAAACCCCGCGGCACGCAGAUCCAGCAGCACCACCACCUCCACCACCGCCGCCGCCGCCAUAAAGCGGCCCUCGGACCCCUUUGAUGAGCUCGCGUCCAUGUCCAUACAGGGCAUAUGGCAACAGUGGUUUACACCGUCGAGUCAAGGCGAUAGUGGUGGUGGUGGUGGCGGUGGCGGAAGCAGCAGCAAUGGCGGUGACACCAACACUGGUGGUGGGACUGGCGACGGCAAUCGCGACGCGUCAUCGUCCUCAGCGGCGCAUGCUCGCAUGCCAACGCCACUGCAACAACCCCGGCACCAACACCAACCGCAACAGUCGCGGCAGUCGCAUCAGCAGCAACCACAGCAGGCCGAUGACGAGCGCGAUUCGCAACUGGAGAUGGUCAAGUGCGUCCUGAACAUGUGGCUCGCCGGCCUGCUGCCACGUGCAGGCCUGCCGCUGCUGCAGCACGCCUGUGAACAUGUGCUGGAGCAUGUCUGUGGCCAACAGCGUCGCAUGUCGGUGUCCACCCUGCAACAGGACGCACAGCGCCGCCUUCACAACACCCCAGCCGACGCGCUCAAGGCCAUGUUCACCGUCAUGCAACAACAACAGCAGCAGCAGCAGCAGCAACAGAACCAGCAGAAACAGCAGGCAUCAUCAUCGUCGUCGUCGUCGUCUCUCGUCGGCACGGCACCUGCACUAGCCGGCACAACGUCGUCCGCUUCCAUGGCAGCGCCCUCCUCAUCGCUAUCCAGCGUGUUCAACGCCGCCGUGUCUGGCAUGUCCACAACAGCACCCGUCCCACCCACAAGCAGCGGCAACCACCCUGCCCGCUCAGCCGCCGACCCACAGCAUCACCACCACCACCACCACCACCACCAGCAGCACCAGCAGUACCCUGGUCGCAUGUCUCGCCCUGAGUUGCGGCUCAGGAACCACAACCAACACGUGGCCGCACCCGACGUGAGCGCUGCACCAGCAAGUGGCGGUGGCGGACAGCUGUCGAGUCUGUUUGGGACGCGCCGACCACCUGCCAGCCAGUUGGAGCUCCCCGCAAUGCCAGACACCACGCUCACGGACUCGUUUCACCCGGUGGCCCUGUCAGACUUUGGCGACUUUGACAUGGCGGAUCUUGUUGGCCUGAAUGACACAGGCACGCCACCUCAGCCGCCAGACGCACACAGCAUUGGCGGUGGCGGCAGCAGCAGUGUCAUGGCAGACUUGCAACACCAGCAGCACCAGCAGCACCAGCAGCUUGGGUCUGGUCGGCCAGGUGGGGACCCGCGGCACCUUCGCGGGGCGCGGUGGACGGAUACGGAGACGCUCGGGAUGGGCAUCAACCGGGAUGUGCAGGACAUGAUGUUCGACAGCUCCAAUCUUCCCUGGGAGAACACCCUCUCUGCUUCAUCACAACCACAACAGCAACAGCAACCGCAACAGCAACCGCAACAGGAGCUGCUCCUGCGGCAGCAACAGUCCCUGCUGCGGCAUGCUGAAGGCACCCGCACCACGUACAACUUUGCCGCGUCCGUCCAGCAGGAGUCGCAGUCGUCCUCUGCUGCUGACGCGUUUGCGAUGCGCGGGUGGUCUGAUCUGCAGCGAUUGCGGGCGCAGCGCAACAGCAGCAGCGGCAGCCACCUGAGUGAUGACGCCAAGGCAACCAAGAAGCCAAAGGUGACUUGCCCCGUGUGCGGUGGGCCCGGCCGCGACACUGAGGCCCGCAUCUGCGGCCUCUGCUACAAUGGCGUGUACAACGACAUCAAGAAGUAUCUCAAGCGCGAGCACACGCUUGACGCAUCUGUCCUUGUUGACGCAGACCGCUUCAUUCACGAGUUGCAAGUAAUGCCUCGCGGCUGCGAUAAGAACUACAGCUGCACAAAGGAGGACUACGCCUACGAGAAGCCCCAAUAUGAGAAGUGCACACGGUGUCGAAGCCUCGCUGUGACGCGCGCAGCACCUGAACUCGUGCUUCAAAUGAUUCGGAAGCAGCUUGAUAAGGAGGCGCGUCGUCGCGAGCAAGACGCGCAGUACAAAGCUGACCCGUCAGCCUAGUGAUGCCGGCCAGCGCACGCACAUGUGUUGUCCCUCCAGUUGCACGCAUACAUCGUGUACUGACCGGAACUGCCAGCAUUGCUGCCGAUAGUAGUGCCGCUGCUGUCACUGCAGGCGUGCACAUGCUCGAAGAGGCAACUUUCCCUGCCGUCCCCCUCCUCUCCCCCCCCCCCCUCUUCGUUUUUUUCCUUUCCUUCUGUCU
Molecule: messenger RNA, 3043 nt
Organism: Salpingoeca rosetta
Lineage: Eukaryota; Choanoflagellata; Craspedida; Salpingoecidae
Exons: 5
Coding region: 139-2841 (900 amino acids)
Source: RefSeq, a predicted model, not a curated record